Messenger RNA from Nicotiana attenuata, 2674 nucleotides. RefSeq names its product L-aspartate oxidase, chloroplastic-like. Bases 505 to 2439 code for a protein of 644 amino acids. Lineage: Eukaryota; Viridiplantae; Streptophyta; Magnoliopsida; Solanales; Solanaceae. The transcript is spliced from 10 exons. The record is from RefSeq and is a predicted model, not a curated record. Gene Ontology annotation, biological process: NAD+ biosynthetic process. Gene Ontology annotation, molecular function: L-aspartate oxidase activity.
UUGUGAAAGAACAAAUUGGAUUCCACUUCCGAAAAGCUAAGGCUCAAACUGAAUUGUCCAAAUUGGUUGUGGAGGAAAAGCGACUGGGGUCCUCCGCUACUUCCUUUUUCUUUAACGUCACAGAUCUUACACCACGGAAACUGCAUACGUGAUACGACUAAGUUAGCCCAUUGAUUACCAAAAAAAAAUGUCCAUAAUCUAAAAAGGUGGCAAAAGAUACAGGGUGGAUUUCUAGUUAAUUUGUAACUUCGAAUUCGAGUUCAAUUCUACUUCGGAGCGCCAUUUUUGCCCCGUUAAGAGUCUUUAAUUUUGCUUUCGAGUCCCAGCUGCGCAAAACGUAUUACCGAAGAAUAGUUUUCUGGGAGAUGUUACAAGAGUUUGGUUAGAAGGGUCAUUCCCUUCUAAAGUGUUUGAUUCAAGUUAUCUAAAUGUCAAGAGCCAAUAUUUUGUUAUUAAGCUCAAUUCCUUGCCCUGUUUGGGUGUUUUUUGAGUCAGGAAGAUCAUAUGGCAACUGGUAUCGCUUCAGGAAGCGGACAGUUACAUUUGAGGAAGCCUGUCUACUGGAGGAGUAGCUAUGGAAAAGCUCACUGUCAUUCCAAUGUGAUCCUGAACGGCAUGCAAAACCAGAUCCCUUGGUCUUAUUGGGUUUCCAAAUUCUUGCGAGUUCAUAGAAGUAACUAUUCUCAAUGUCAAGUGAAAACAAACUGGAAGUCUCACAGCGGAACAAUCAAUUCUUGCCAGAGAGAUGGCUCAACUAGGUAUUUUGAUUUUGCUGUGAUUGGUAGUGGAAUUGCUGGCCUUCGAUAUGCUCUAGAAGUUGCAAAGCAUGGAACUGUAGCUGUGAUAACCAAGGCUGAGCCUCAUGAGAGUAACACUAACUAUGCUCAAGGUGGUGUAAGUGCUGUGCUCUGCCCUAUGGAUUCAGUGGAGAGCCACAUGCAAGAUACAAUUGUGGCAGGUGCUUACCUCUGUGAUGAGGAGACUGUUAGAGUUGUGUGUACCGAAGGACCUGAGAGAAUUAGAGAACUGAUUGCUAUGGGUGCUUCAUUCGAUCAUGGGAAGGACGGGAAUCUGCAUCUAGCCAGGGAAGGGGGCCACUCCCAUCGUCGAAUUGUCCAUGCUGCUGAUAUGACUGGCAGAGAGAUAGAAAGGGCCCUAUUAGAGGCAGUUUUUAAGCAUUCUAAUAUACAUGUGUUUCAACACCAUUUUGCUAUAGAUUUUUUGACCACUCAGGAUGGUUCUGACAUAAUAUGUCAUGGCGUUGAUACUAUAAAUACGGAAACACAGGAGGUUAUAAGAUUCAUUUCAAAAGUGACUUUACUGGCAUCAGGUGGAGCUGGGCAUAUCUAUCCAAGUACUACUAAUCCACUGGUUGCAACUGGAGAUGGAAUGGCUAUGGCUCAUCGAGCUCAAGCUGUAAUUUCCAACAUGGAGUUUGUGCAAUUCCAUCCAACUGCCUUGGCUGAUGAAGGCCUUCCCAACAGACCAAGUGCCAGAGAGAAUGCUUUUUUGAUAACUGAGGCUGUCAGAGGUGAUGGAGGCAUCCUUUACAACUUAGAUAUGGAGAGAUUUAUGCCAAUGUAUGACAAAAGAGCAGAGCUUGCCCCGAGAGAUGUGGUAGCAAGAAGUAUAGAUGACCAGCUGAAAAAGCGUGGCGAAAAUUAUGUUCUUCUUGAUAUCAGUCACAAGCCCAGAGAGAAGGUUCUGUCUCAUUUUCCUAAUAUAGCUGCUGAGUGUCUCCGCCAUGGGUUAGACAUAACACAGCAACCGAUUCCGGUGGUUCCUGCUGCUCACUACAUGUGUGGUGGAGUUCGUGCUGGACUUGAGGGUGAGACUAAUGUGCAAGGCCUUUAUGUGGCAGGUGAAGUUGCAUGUACUGGUUUACAUGGUGCGAACCGACUUGCUAGCAACUCGUUGCUUGAAGCACUAGUGUUUGCACGAAGAGCUGUACGACCUUCAAUUUAUCACGUGAACGUGUCUAGAAUUGAUCACGGUGCUUCAAGUUGGUGGCCUCGACCUGUAGCCCCAGUGGUACUAGGAGAUACAGUACUUAACAAAGUCAUUCGUCGGACAAGGGAAGUGAGGAAAGAACUACAGUCAAUCAUGUGGGAAUAUGUUGGAAUUGUUAGGUCUACCUCAAGACUAACCGCAGCUGAGAAGAGAAUCAGAGAGUUGGAGUUGGAAUGGGAAACAUACCUAUUUCAGCAUGGCUGGGAACCAACAAUGGUUGGACUAGAGGCUUGUGAGAUGAGAAAUCUCUUCUGUUGCGCCAACCUGGUAGUUAGUAGUGCUCUUUCUCGACACGAGAGUCGUGGGCUUCAUUACACCAUUGAUUUUCCUCAUGUUGAGGAAAGCAAGAGGUUGCCAACGAUCAUUUUUCCGUCACAGCGAAAUAGCUCAUGGAGCUCGCGGCAAUUACACAGGCAGCAGAUAUGUUAGAUGCUCUUACCUAUUUGCCAAUCCUUCCUGCUAAAACUUGUCAAGCGCAGGGCAUGAUUAGUUUUAGCCUUUUAGGUAAAGAAGAUGCUCAUGGGUUAUUGUCAUUCUUCCUGCCAUUACUUUUGGGGCAGGGCGACAUAAAAAAUAUAUAUAUCUAUACAUACAACCCAUAUAAUUUUGAAUGUGUAUCACUAUUUUAAUCUUAUAGCAUUAUUUUAUUAUCUGUUAACUUCAA